Messenger RNA from Patiria miniata (bat star), 3538 nucleotides. Its product is annotated as cytochrome P450 3A13-like. The record is from RefSeq and is a predicted model, not a curated record. NCBI's taxonomy places the organism in Eukaryota, Metazoa, Echinodermata, Asteroidea, Valvatida, Asterinidae. Bases 560 to 2134 code for a protein of 524 amino acids. The transcript has 13 exons. Gene Ontology annotation, molecular function: steroid hydroxylase activity; oxidoreductase activity, acting on paired donors, with incorporation or reduction of molecular oxygen; iron ion binding.
ACCUUGCCAGCACCUCACAGUUUUAUUGAGCUUUAAAAAAAAAUAACUUUUUGAGCCAGCUCUUAAACGAAGAUCACGUUUCAGAAUACACAAUAAAAUGCUGAGUUCAUGUACAUCAUUCCUCCUAAAAAAAACAUAAACAGGGGCGGACGGGUCUCCUAGUUAAUUAGGCCUAACGUUACUUUCGUGAUUUGUUUCAGUGGGCAAUGAUGGGACCAUCACGAUGGGACAAAUUAAAACGGCGACGGUGCACACAUGGAACCACUGUUUCCCUGCACUGUUUCAGAAUUGUAUCCGAAUGCUGUUGACCUCUGAGUCCCAGUGGGCUACACCUGGGUAACACCAAGGAUCCACCUUGACCGUACCUUGAUUUAUGCAAAUGUCCGUGAAAUCUAAGGGUCACGGUCCCGGUGACCGAGGCCAGCUGACGUAGUGACGUGACAGUGGGCGGCUGGCUAUGCCUACAUGACUAGUGUCACAUACACAGUCAGUCUCUAGUACUAGUACUCUGCGCUCUGCCUACACGCACGACUUCGCGACACGUCUUGGAUAUUCCACGAUGGGUGGCAUGGAUGGAGACAUUUCUCCAAAUUGGGGUCUUUCUUGGUGGCACUGUGUUGCUACAGCAGCUGCUUUGUGGAUUGGGUACAAAAUCUGGCACUACACUCUGUUCAUCAGGAGCGGUAUUCCUGGGCCGUUACCCAUACCCUUCUAUGCAAACAUCAAAAGAUCAAAAGAGGCUUUUUACAUCUGUGAGCAGAAAUGGAUAGAGAAGUAUGGCAAGGUGAUGGGAUUCUUCUCAAUAGCUGGGCCGACCCUCGUGAUAGCAGAUGUCAAGAUGCUGAAGCAAAUGUUCAUCAAGGAAUUCAACAACUUCAGGAAUAGAGGGCCAGUUAUAUUCAUCCAAUCAGCCAGGCUGAGGAACAUGCUGAUAAACCUCAAGGACCAACAGUGGAGGAACGUUCGGCACACCAUCAUCCCAGCGUUCACCUCCUCCAAGAUCAAGCUGAUGACCAGUGCACUCAAUGAGUGCGCAGAGGAUGUUAUUCUGCAGAAACUCAGGCAACUUGAUGGAGAAGCCGUAGAAAUCAAGAAGUUGUAUGGCGCAUACACCAUCUGUUGUAUAGCAGUGGCAGGCUUUGGCGUAGAACUCCAUUCUCAGUCGGAAAACGGCAACACCACUCUGGCCGCUUUUGAGAACAACGCCAAGGAGUUUUUCUCGCGCCAGAAGCACACCAAGUGGUUGAUCAUGGGAAUGCUGCAGGAAUAUUUACCUGGUGCUCUUAUCAGAUAUUUUGACAUUGGUCUGGUGUCUCAAGCCAGCGUCAACUUCUUCUUUGACCUGUCAGCUGAAAUCUUUAAAGAGCGCAAGGAAGGGAAGAUGCAGGGUACCUUUGUGGACUUCAUGCAACUGAUGAUCAAUGCCCACCAGCUGGAAGAUGAGGAAAGUGAAGAAGGCUCAGGUCAAAGGUCACCACAGGGGGCUGGUGCCAUAAAGGUCAAAUUGUCAAUGGAAGAAGUUGUUUCCCAGUGUGUGAUGUUCCUGAUGGCUGGAUACGAGACUACUUCAGCCUGCCUCAUCUUUACCUCCUACCUGCUAGCCUCUCAUCCAGACGUCCAGGAGAAACUGGCCGCUGAGGUCAAGACGGUCAUGUUAGGCUCCCAGUCCAACAGCGUGACCUUGGACCUGAUCAACAAGAUGACCUAUCUGGACAAGGUGGUGAACGAAUCCCUACGCCUGUACCCACCCAUUGCAAGGGUAACUCGGGUAUGUACCAAAGACACCACCCUGCAAGGCCUGAAUAUCAAGAAAGGAACAAGAAUCAUCGCUCCAUCUUGGACCAUCCAUCGAAGCCCUGAAUUCUGGCCUGACCCUUUGACCUUUAACCCAGACAGAUUUUCUGCUGAGAACGAUUCCCUGAACAUGGAUGCAUUCCUGUCCUUUGGCGACGGGCCUCGGUCUUGCUUAGGCAAUCGCUUUGCCCUGGCUGAGAUCAAAAUUGCUCUGGCAAGGAUACUGACAGAGUUUAGGAUCGAGAUGGCCGAAGACACACCGCAAACUUUGGAACUUGGAAAAGGCGUGUUCUUAGCUCCUCGUCACCCUGUACCCUUGAAGUUUGUCCCUGUUGCUUGAAGGAACCCUUCAAGAAGGAGAAAAAGAAGACGUGUUUUACUGUACCAUUCAUGGAUAGUUUAAUGUUUUGGAGGAUUUUAAUUUGUAGUAUCAUCCAGUCCAGUCACUAUAAACUUGAGCUUGAUGUUGCAAGAACAUUGGGAGUUGAAGGAAUGUGCCAGUGGAUUCUGCACAGCAUAAUGAAUAUUUUUGGAGAAUUGUUGUCUGCAAUUUUUCUGACCAACGAGCCAAAAAUAAGUGUUACUGGGGAAAGCUUUACUGAAAGUUAAGUAUUGUCAAUAGUAAAAACGACAUCAUGUUUGAUUCUUGAAAUGUGUGUCAACAGGAUACAGAUAGAAGCUGUCAAUGACAAAUUGUUGUAGAUGAUAAAGUGAUAUCAGAAAUAGGCCAGUCUCUACAUUGAACAUGGUGGAUGCUAUUGCUUGCCUUUGAGGAAAAUUAGGAAGUUGAGGGAGAAGUCCUCUUUUUUAUUCUUAGAAAUGUAUGGCGGCAGUCUUUUUGCAAGUCUAACUUCAGAUUUUAAAGUUCUAUAUAUUGGGAAAAAGGGUCCGUUUGUCUUGAAUUAUUAAUUUCGUUUUAAACUUGGUGAAUUAUGAGCAUGCAUUUGCACUGUUUAUUUCUUAGUGUUAUUCAAGCUAACAGUAUUAAUCGUUUUUCAAAAUAUCUGUGCAGAUUUCUCCUUUGUUGUUGUAGUUACAGAACGUGUUAGUUGUGAUACAUUACAGCUAGAAAUCAUGUAUUUUGCUUCAAUUAGGGAUGUUUAGAUUUUUUUAGAUAUUUUUUUUGGACUUGUAAGAUUUUACUCUCGCUCUCUCUCUCUCUCUCUGAAACAGGAAAAAGCCCCUAGGUGCGGCAUUAUCUUAACGUGUUUGGUUUGUACAAUUUUUUUAAAUAGAACAUAAAAACUUUUAAAUGGAACAGAAAAAAAAAUGUUUGAAAUGACUCUGACCGUACCGGAUGAAAUAAUUGAAAUAUCUCUAAAAGAGGAUUGGUAGGUGAUGGGGAGUGGGCAAGAGUCUUAAUGGCCAAUGUUUUUUUUUCCUCAGAAAAACAAGUCAAAUGAAUUUUUUUUUUUCAUUUGAUUAAUUAACAAGUAUAGUACUGAAAUAAAAUCAGUUGCCGAAUUGUAAUUCUUAUUUUUUUUUUAGAGUUCAAUCAAACUUCAUUUGUUGCUAGAGUGAGACCAGUUUAGCUGAUACUAUUAAGUGACACGUUUUCUUUUUACUGUUAGCAUUUUUCUGUUCGGUUGUUUUUGUCAUUGUCAUGUGAGAAAUAUUUGAAAGUCAGAAUACAUGUACAUGUAGUUUCUUUACACGAUUUAAUGCUGAAUUGUAUGCGCAUGUAUAUUACGCACUAGCUAGUGCAUCACGGGAAAUAAAAACAAUUGGGCAUCAAAUAGUGAAA